Lepus europaeus (European hare) is the source of this 1089-nucleotide messenger RNA. RefSeq names its product CFAP97 domain containing 2 (gene CFAP97D2). Lineage: Eukaryota; Metazoa; Chordata; Mammalia; Lagomorpha; Leporidae. The transcript is spliced from 5 exons. The record is from RefSeq and is a predicted model, not a curated record. The coding region runs from base 103 to 603 and encodes 166 amino acids.
CCUCUUUCCCCUCAGCCUGGCUGCCAUGGUGACUGUGACGUGGCCAGCAAACAGUCCUGGGCCAGUCCCUCCGGAAGCAGCAGGACAGUUUCCUGACUCAAGAUGCACAGGGCCCCCAGGCCUCUGCUCCCCUACGCGGGGGAGCACCUACAGCGCUCAUGGGACAAAGCCUAUCAGGCCCACAGGAGAAAGGUGCAGAAUGCCCAGCCGCUGGUGGACACUCGGGCCCCGCCAACUUUCUGCCACCUGCAGCUGAAGGUCAAGAGGCUAAAGCUGGAAGAGGAGCGGCUCUCCACCAUCGACAGGGACAACCGCCUGCUCCUGGAGAGGGUGGCCCACAUCCUGAAGACAAGGGGGCUGCCUGGCAGCAGAUACGACUCCACUGACACAAGGAAAAACGUGUGCUCUGUUCUGGAGUCUAAACCGGGAAAAGAACACAAAAAGAAAACAAAAUCGCCCCAGAGGGUGUCUCAAAGGCUGAGCCGCGGUGUUGUGCAUACAGGCAGCGUGGAGGCCGGGCAGGGCUCAAGAUGGACACCUCCAGAAACGCAGCAGGAACAGAAACUGAAACUCAGAAAGAGCACAUUCAAGCAUGGAUCCUAAACAACAAGUGAGAAAGCACAGGAUUCGGGACAGAUUGGAACAAGGCAGCCUGGUGAAGGUGGUGACAGAAACCAGGAACGACCACUCCGGGGCUCCCACUGUACUCCCAUGGCACAGCCUCAGGCCAUCAGCUUUGCCACCAGAACUGGGCUCCAUGGGAACCAGGCUCUAGGCCGAGGUAGGGCAGCCCCUCCUCUUCCUCUCUUUGCUGUUGUGCAGCCAGGAGAUGCUUGCAAGGCAGCUCUGAGACAGUGUGGACACUAUGCUGGACUGCACAAUGCUGCAAAACUUGUUUUCUCUGCUCCUUUGGCUGAUAAUUGAAAACAAACACACUGAGUGAUGAUGGGAAUUAAAUGAUUUUUCAACACUUACUCUGUUACCAUAUUUUGAGCUAUGGUGGAUUUGCUUACAAUUCCUAGGGAUAUUUGUGUAAUUACCUUAAAAACUCUGUGACUGUUAUUUUUUAAAAAGGAUUUAUGUAAAGGA